UCCUGACAACCUGUCACUGUUGCGAUAGCAAACAUCUUGUCUGACUGGUGUCCUGGUAACCACGAGGAUGGCCUGACCUUUGGAAUGUCAGCGCGGGUGUGUCUGGAGUGACUGACCAGGGGAGCGUCGUGGAGUGUGUUCCCACUGACACUGGGAAGCCACGGCGGUGCUACUGUGACUGUGGAAACUGACUGAUUCCACAGACCGCUGGGUUCUGAGGCUGUUGCUGGUGGUGUUCACUGAUCCACAGACCGCUGGGUUCUGAGGCUGUUGCUGGUGGUGUUCACUGAUCCACAGACCGCUGGGUUCUGAGGCUGUUGCUGGUGGUGUUCACUGAUCCACAGACCGCUGGGUUCUGAGGCUGUUGCUGGUGGUGUUCACUGAUUCCACAGACCGCUGGGUUCUGAGGCUGUUGCUGGUGGUGUUCACUGAUUCCACAGACCGCUGGGUUCUGAGGCUGUUGCUGGUGGUGUUCACUGAUCCACAGACCGCUGGGUUCUGAGGCUGUUGCUGGUGGUGUUCACUGAUCCACAGAGUGAGCUGGGAGCAGAGGAGAGAUGAGAUGAGAGUAAGGAAGCCUUCGCAGACUGAUUCAACCCAGCGUUUUCGACAACACUCCCACGUCUUCCUGACAGAACAGCCAAGUCCACAACCGAAUCACCUUUAAUAAAGACACGCAUUUAUCAUAAUGGGAGGUGUAUGGUGACCGUGACAGAAGGGCCAUGGCCAGCGAACCCCUCGAAGGCUUCCAUGAGGUCAACUUGGCAUCGCCUACCACCCCUGACCUCCAUGGCUUGACCUCUGACCCCAGAUCCAACCGCCACAGCACACCUCCCAGCGCCCUCUAUCGCACCCCCUCCCUCAGCUCGAGUCCCUGCCCCCCCAACGCUCUGAGAGCCGACCAGCUCCCCACCCAGCCUGUCUACUCAGCCCCCCGGCUGCUGGGCAAUGAAGAGCCCCACAAUGGAAGUGUGCCGGGGUUGGAGCCCCCCUCACGGUCAGAGGCGGAGUCGGCAGAGGGGGUCUUCCUGCCUGGAGAGGAAGGGGAGGAGUGUCCGGGUCUGACCAAUGACGGCCUGUCCCACCUCCGCAGCCCCUCUGUGAUGGAGGUCAGAGAGAAAGGUUAUGAGAGGCUGAAGGAGGAGCUGGUCAAAGCACAGCGGGAUCUUAAGUUAAAAGACGAAGAGUGUGAAAGGCUUUCUAAAAUCAGGGACCAACUGGGACAGGAGCUGGAGGAGCUGACUGCUAGCCUGUUUGAGGAAGCUCACAAGAUGGUCCGUGAGGCUAACAUCAAGCAGUCCACAGCAGAGAAGCAGCUGAAGGAAGCACACGGGAAGAUUGAUGUGCUCCAGGCGGAGGUGGCAGCCCUGAAGACUUUGGUCCUGUCCACGUCCCCCACCUCGCCCUGCCAUGACCUGCCCGGGGGCGCCAAGGCCGCCUUCAAGAAGGGGCACGGCCGAAACAAGAGCACCAGCAGUGCCAUGUUGGGCAGCGGGCAGGACCUUAGCGCCACACAGCCCAUCGUACGCGACUGCCGAGAGGUGGACAGCCAGCUGUUCAGUGAGUUUAAGGUAUGGAAGGAGGAUCCUAGUCUGGACAAGACCAGCUCCUUCCUGGAGAGAGUGUACAGGGAGGACAUCUACCCCUGCCUCACCUUCUCCAAGAGUGAGCUGGGGUCGGCCAUCUUGGAGGCUGUAGAGAGAAACACCCUCAGUGUGGAGCCGGUCGGCUUCCAGCCGCUGCCGGUCGUCAAGGCCUCAGCGGUGGAGUGUGGAGGACCAAAAAAGUGCGCCCUUAGUGGCCAGACCAAAACCUGCAAGCACAGAAUCAAGUUUGGUGAUUCCAGCAACUCUUUCUACGUGUCUCCUUUCUGCCGGUACAGGAUCACGUCUGUUUGCAACUUCUUCACCUAUAUUCGUUACAUAAACCAGGGACUGGUCAAGCAGCAGGACGCGGAACAAAUGUUCUGGGAGGUGAUGCAGCUGAGAAGAGAGAUGAGUUUUGCUAAGCUGGGCUACUACAAGGAAGAACUGUGACCAACCAAUCACGGUUCAGAACAGAGGGAGGCGUGUCUCAAUCUAAACCUAUCACUGGAGAGCUCUCCAAUCUGUCUACCCACCUUCCUCCCCAAAAGGACCGUCCCAAAUACUUCUCAUUGCUCACCCUCUUCCUCAGUCACAUCUCAUUUCAGGAGACUCCUCCCAUCCUCUCCUGUCUUCUGAUUGGUGUGUGAGGCUGGAGAUCUGAUUUUAGGAAACUCCUCCCAUCCUCUUCUGUCUUCUGAUAGGUGUGUUAGGCUGGAGAUCUCAUGUCAGGAGGCUCCUCCCAUCCUCUCCUGACUUCUGAUUGGUGUGUGAGGCUGAAAGGUUCCGAUCCGGCUAGCGUACAGCUUAGAAUGCAUGCUCAGUACACUGGCCAUGUUCCAAAGCUUAGAUAACGACCAGGGGAUGCGCAAACCGCCAGAAUGUUAAAUCAAUUUAUCAGUCGAUGACAAACCUUGGCUGUUGCGACGCCUCACCUCAGCUGUUGAAAGGAACCAGGGCCUUUUUCCCCCCUGAUGGCAUUAAAGAUGCUGUGUGUGGUGGACGCUGACUGACUGGUAGACUGGUCCAUGCGUGUAUGUGUGAGAGGGCGUAGUUAUUCAGAAUCCAGUGUGAUUCCUGCGGGGCUUAGAACAGGAGUGCUGACACCCAUUUCUAGCACGGAAUUUACAACGGAGCACGAGUGCUGUCAACGUGGGGACUGAGGGUCACAAAUGGCACCCUAAACCCCUAUGGGCCCUGAUCUAAAGUAGUGCACUACAUGGGGAAUAGGCUGCUGUUUGGGAUACAUGCCGGGGGUCUGCUUUCCUUUCCAUACAUGCAUCAGUGGUCAUCUUAUCCAUCUCCAACACACACACACACACAGAGGACAUAACCCACAAUGCUGUAUUUUAACUCGACUAGAUUCCAUUGCUGUGUGUCAGAAAUGUGGAAUGAGCUCUUCUGCGACUCUUUUCCUAUAUGAUGUCCAAUCUCUGAACGGUGCCUCUGUGGGAGUGGUUGAUGAUAAUCAUUUGUCAUUCUUUCCAAUUAAAGGACUUCUGGGUAUUCUGUACAUUUUGAAGGUAUGGGGGGGGAACAUAUCCAUGAAGAAGAGGGAACCCCCCACCCCAAAACCAACCGGUAGUUAGAAGUGUUUUGCCGUGUCGUGGUGUGUGUGCGAGUGUGUGGCGUGAGCUCUGUGUGUGUAUGUGUCAGUCUUCAGACUCUAGGUUUUAUUUCCCUCCGUUGAUCCCUCCGUCCCUCAGUCUGGCCUUCCAGCUCCAUCAAGCUUUCCUCACUUUAUUUUAGUGCCUUUCUGAAACACACUCAAUAAAAAAAAAAAAAGGUAUACCUCUGGAAUCG
Messenger RNA from Esox lucius (northern pike), 3386 nucleotides. It is a transcript of the gene rab3ip, whose product is annotated as RAB3A interacting protein (rabin3). The record is from RefSeq and is a predicted model, not a curated record. Gene Ontology annotation, molecular function: guanyl-nucleotide exchange factor activity. Lineage: Eukaryota; Metazoa; Chordata; Actinopteri; Esociformes; Esocidae. Gene Ontology annotation, cellular component: Golgi to plasma membrane transport vesicle. Gene Ontology annotation, biological process: exocytosis. The transcript is spliced from 13 exons. The coding region runs from base 723 to 2036 and encodes 437 amino acids.